Messenger RNA from Podospora pseudopauciseta, 306 nucleotides. RefSeq lists its product as uncharacterized. NCBI's taxonomy places the organism in Eukaryota, Fungi, Ascomycota, Sordariomycetes, Sordariales, Podosporaceae. The record is from RefSeq and is a predicted model, not a curated record. The coding region runs from base 1 to 306 and encodes 101 amino acids. The transcript has 2 exons.
AUGCUCACCGAAGUCCCUGCCGAGGCUACCGAAGACGAUGUCAAGAAGUCGAUCCCGGCGAGCAUAUCGCCUAGAAACGUGCAGACUGGGACCCGAGCUUUAGCUACGACGCUGAGACGGCAAAUGCUCUUACCGCUCGAGUGGUGGGAGGAUGCCGUGUUUGGAGGCAAGCGUGCUAAGGCGAAGGCUCGGUUUCAGGACGAUAGCGAUGCUGCCAAGGCGGCCUCCCUGCUCGACGGAUGGGAGCUACCAUUCCACAAGAAGGGCAAGCUUACUGUUCAGGCCAUCUAUUCUACACGAUUCUAG